Molecule: messenger RNA, 353 nt
Organism: Owenia fusiformis
Lineage: Eukaryota; Metazoa; Annelida; Polychaeta; Sabellida; Oweniidae
Source: the annotation of a GenBank genome assembly
AUGACGGUGUGUUUAUGUCAUAUCAAGAUCCCGAUCCUAUGUUGGUAACAUCCGUCGCAGUAAGAACAGCAAAUGUCCAGGCAGCUGGCUAUUGGAAAGUGGACAUGCCAAAUGCAAUAGUUGUUCACUCUCCCCCUAACUAUAUUUACAAGUUCUUGGCUGCUGACAUAAAAUGGCAGCCCUCUCGGACAGUUCUGUUCCAACUUAUGGCAUGUAAAGAUGCUCACAUUGUGCUAACAGACAAGUGGAAUGACCUCACAGGCAAACUUUAUGAGAUUGUCAUAGGAACAGCUAGUAACAGUGCUUGUAUCAUAAGGGCAGGACGUGACACUGAUGCCAAGGUUACACAAAAC